GUCACAACACAAGAAUGGCACCCAACGAUGCACUCAAGCACAUGUGGGAGACUGGUGACUGGAGCGACCUCACCAUCAUCGCAGGGGGCAGGCAUUUCAAAGUACACAAAAGCGUUGUGUGCCACGGAAGUCCUGUCAUCAAAGCGGCAUGCAGUCGCGACUGGGAGGAAGCUCGCACCGGUAUCAUCAACUUGCCUGAGAGUGCGAGCGUCAUCGAGGAACUUCUCGCAACCCUGUAUGAUGUCUCUAGCCCAUAUAUGGAAAGGGAGUCUGGAAUUAUGGAUGCGUACGAGAACCUAAGCUUUAGAAUUGCGGCCGAUAAGUACCACGUUGGAAGGCUCCUGGUCCGCACAGAAUCCGAUUUUAUCGAGUCAAUUCGUGACGGGGCCUGGUCUGAAAACACGAUGCUGCUCAUCGACCUUGGCAUCCAGAUCUAUGACCUCGAUUGCUCGGCCGUGACUUUUCAGCAAAGCCUUAUAGCGCUUCUCUGGGCAACUACAUUGAAUCUCAAAUAUGUGCUGUUGGAGCAGGCGGCGUGGAACAAGUUGGUGGCAUGCACCCUAUAUCAUCACGAUCUGAUGCGAUUCAUGAGCACAUGUGCUGGGAAUUUGGAGGAUAAGGAAAAGAUGGGUAAUUUCCGGUGCGGUCGAAGCGCAAAGAAAAUCGCUCCCAUUGUCGAUGAGGACUCAGAAUAAGAUCUGCAGUGGACAAGCAGACACAGGCGAAAGAGAACGAAAUUUCUAACUACGAUGCCUACGAGAGCACUCCAAAGGGUCUGCAGAUUUGAUCUAAUGAAAGGAGUUCAUAAAAGAGAGGUUGAAUAUAUUCUCGCAAUUUUGUAGCUCCUGUAACUAUUGGAGACAAAAAGAC
This is a messenger RNA of Sphaerulina musiva SO2202, 870 nucleotides long. RefSeq lists its product as uncharacterized. NCBI's taxonomy places the organism in Eukaryota, Fungi, Ascomycota, Dothideomycetes, Mycosphaerellales, Mycosphaerellaceae. The transcript is spliced from 4 exons. The record is from RefSeq and is a predicted model, not a curated record. The coding region runs from base 15 to 695 and encodes 226 amino acids. Gene Ontology annotation, molecular function: protein binding.